AUGGCUGCCGCCGCAGACUCUCCGCCUCCGCCUUCGCCUUCAACCGACGCACCACCACAAGCUGAAUCCGACCAGAUUAAGAAGCCUCCGCCUCCGAAUCUGGCUCCUCCACCCACAACCUACGUCGUCCGGGUACCGAGAGAGCAGAUCUUCUACUAUCCUCCGCCGGGGAACACCGCAAAAUACGAGAAGCUCAGCCGAGGUAGAGAACGCCGGAGCUUCUGCUGCAGAUGCUGCUGCUUCACCUCAUGCCUCCUCUUCCUCUUGAUCAUCGCCGCUGCCGUCUCCGCCGUAGCGAUGUACCUGGUCUUCGGAUUCCAAUCGCCGGGUUACACAGUGACCAAAGUCGCUAUACACGGAAUGAAUCUAACUUCCGCGACGCCGAUCUCACCGGGAUUCGACGUCACCGUCAGAGCCGAGAACCCUAAUCGCAAGGUCGACAUCUACUAUUUGAAGGAAAGCUCCGUAAAUGUUUACUACGACGGAGUGAUGCUCGGCUACGGCGUUUUGCCCGAUUUCUACCAGCCGAGGAAGAGUGUGACGGUGGUUCGGGCGACGGUGGCGGGUUCCGAUAUCGUUCUUGGCGGUGCCGCUAAAGCGAAGUUAAGGAAUGCGCAGAACCGCGGGAAAGUGCCGUUACUGUUGACGGUAGAAGCGCCCGUUAAGUUUGAAGUGGGAGCCGUUAAGACGCCGUUUUGGACAAGUUGA
Molecule: messenger RNA, 708 nt
Organism: Salvia splendens (bonfire salvia)
Lineage: Eukaryota; Viridiplantae; Streptophyta; Magnoliopsida; Lamiales; Lamiaceae
Product: NDR1/HIN1-like protein 13
Exons: 1
Coding region: 1-708 (235 amino acids)
Biological process (GO): defense response to other organism
Cellular component (GO): plasma membrane
Source: RefSeq, a predicted model, not a curated record